GGCCAGAAAUUGAAAACGUGAAGUUCAAAACUCCUCUCUCUCUCUCUCUCUCUCUCUCUCUCUCUGGCCAUGGCUUCUACUUCUUCUUCUUCUUUCACUCUUCAAGCCCUACGAGCCCCUCUCCUUCACAAAUCCCACUUUCUCGGCCAAACCCACGUCUCCCCAAAUGGCAGUGUCGCCUCGCCUUCACCAAUUCGCCGGAGCACUCUCAAAACAACCGCGAAAUUCAACCUCUACGAGAUCAUGGGAGGCCGAGGUCUAUGCAAUGGCGAACAAGGCAUCCAACAAGAGCUCCAAAAGACCGUCGUCGAAGAAACCCCAUCAGCCGAAUCUACGUCACCUUCUCCGCCGCCGCUGCCGUCGCCGUUAAUCGCAGGAGAAGACGCAUUCGAGAAGGAGUUGCUGGGCCUGACCGGCGGAUUCCCCGGCGGCGAGAAGGGCCUCGAGAAAUUCAUCCAAGAAAACCCGCCGCCGGAGAAGAAGAGAUCCUCGGAAUCAGCGGCGGGAUUCUUGAUGGCCGGCGAGAAGCCGAGGCCGCCGCAGCUGCCGCUGCUGAUGCCGGGGAUGAUCGCGAUUGUGAAGAAUCCGAACAACCCAUACUACAUGUACUGCGGGAUUGUGCAGAGAAUUACGGAUGGGAAGGCCGGCGUGCUGUUUGAGGGAGGGAAUUGGGAUCGAUUGAUUAGCUUCAGGCUUGAGGAGCUGGAGCGGCGGGAGAAGGGGCCUCCAAUGGUGAACCCUAGAUCUGCUGUCCUGGAAGCAGCUUUGCCUGAAGAAAAGUGAUCAGGAAGAAUCGUUGUCGUCUAGUUUAGCGUUCUGGUUUUUGCCUUGUUUUAGAACUUUCUUCUCGCCGCCCAUGUCGAUGGUUUCCGCACAAUGACUCCUUGUUUGUAUAUAUAUAUGUGUGUGUUGUUGAAGGGAUUUGAGGCUUUUGUAUGUAUGGCUGGCUGGCUGGCUGCUCUGUGCUAACUGUGAGGAAGGAAGGAAGGAAAUGAAGGAAUCGGUAUAAUGAUUCAAUUUA
Diospyros lotus (date-plum) is the source of this 1021-nucleotide messenger RNA. Its product is annotated as NAD(P)H-quinone oxidoreductase subunit S, chloroplastic. The coding region runs from base 70 to 783 and encodes 237 amino acids. The transcript has a single exon. Gene Ontology annotation, biological process: photosynthetic electron transport chain. The record is from RefSeq and is a predicted model, not a curated record. Lineage: Eukaryota; Viridiplantae; Streptophyta; Magnoliopsida; Ericales; Ebenaceae.